GGAAAGUUCAUUUGCGGAAACAAGACUGCCUCGUAACAAGGAGAGAUGGAAAGUUAGCUAGUAGCAGCCUCCCUGACGCAGUACCUUAAAAAAAAGGGCUUUAGGUGUUAAAAUCGCGGCCAUGGAUUCUCGUCUUUGGAAAGCGUGGAGGACGGAAACAGGGUAUUUGUUUGUGGCAGUAACCGUGGUUACAUUGUGCUUACAACCGGUCCGUGCAUUUGGGCAAAGCCAAGAGUUUACGUUUCUACUUCCAGCCGGAAGAAGCGAAUGUUUCUACCAGACGGCUACAAAGGGAGGCACGAUGGAGGUCGAGUAUCAGGUGUGUGUGUGUGUCCAGGUAAUCGCAGGAGCAGGGAUGGAUGUAGACUUCACCAUCCUCUCUCCUCAGGGCUUCUAUAUCAUCACAGAGCUCCGCCAAUCAGACGGCAUUCACAUGGUGGAUUUCACAGAAGAAGGCGACUAUCAGAUCUGUUUCGACAACAGCUUCAGCCGUUUCUCCGAGAAGUCCGUCUUCUUCGAGGUGAUCUUGGAGAAGCCGGCGGGGGACGUGGGCGGGGACGAUGAGUGGGCGGGGCUUGGGACGCCCGAAGGUACCCAAUUGGAGUACAAGCUGGACGAUAUCAGAGAGUCCCUGGACUCCAUCCACAGGCGUCUGGAGAGGAGUCGUCAGAUGCAGACAGUUCUAAGGGCCUUCGAGGCCCGAGACCGGAACCUUCUGGAAGACAACCUGUGGAGGGUCUCCUUCUGGUCCUGCUCCAGCCUGCUGCUGCUACUGGCUGUGGCUGGCACCCAGGUUUACACUGUUCGCCGGCUCUUUGACGACAAGAGGCGUGUCUGUACCUAGAUCCACGCCCACUCAGCGAGCGCAGCGGAGACAGGAAGAGGAGGAGCCAGAGGAGGACGUCAUCUCAGUUCACACGGUGCCUUGGGUGGGUUGACCUUUAACCCCUCACCCAGUCAUGUUGACCUUUAACCCCUCACGUCAUGUUGGGUUAGUUUGACUUGGAACAUCUUGUAGAGCCACGCCCCUCCCCCUCUGUUUUCAUUGGCCCACUGCCCCGCUGUAUGCCACUGAACAACCAAUCACACUGCAUGGUUUAGGGAGUUACUGAUGAUGGGGAACGUGCCUAUGCUGAUAUGUAGAUAAUGACAGAAGGAUUGUAGAUGUACGGGGGUAUGUGGUUUUUACUGUGAGUGAGUCAAACUUUUUAGCUUUCCCUGUUGCACAUUCCCCAUGUGUGACCUGAUAUAUUCCACAGGUAUAGAGGCCAACAUAAAGUUAGUGGAACAUGUCAUUAAGUUUACAGUCAAUGUCAAGUUUACUGAAUGUGUAAUCAUUGUAAAUUUAGCAAGGCCAGUGUAACGUUUACCAUGAUGUAUGUUCAGUUUCCUGAUCAUGUGGGCAGUGUGGCCGAGACCUAUGAUUGUACUUUUAAAGGGAUAAUGACACACAUCUACACGUCACCAUGGCAGUUACUGAAUUUUAUUGAAUUGUUUUUACACAAUAAAACGAGAUUUGAUUCACGUCUC
Messenger RNA from Hypomesus transpacificus, 1530 nucleotides. RefSeq names its product transmembrane p24 trafficking protein 1b (gene tmed1b). The record is from RefSeq and is a predicted model, not a curated record. Bases 122 to 844 code for a protein of 240 amino acids. The transcript has 5 exons. Lineage: Eukaryota; Metazoa; Chordata; Actinopteri; Osmeriformes; Osmeridae. Gene Ontology annotation, cellular component: endoplasmic reticulum-Golgi intermediate compartment; COPII-coated ER to Golgi transport vesicle; endoplasmic reticulum. Gene Ontology annotation, biological process: endoplasmic reticulum to Golgi vesicle-mediated transport; Golgi organization; intracellular protein transport.